UCUUUAGCUUUCACAUCCCAAAACUUCAAAAUCAUUUCUUCUUCUGAGAGAAGGAAAAGAAAUAGCUAAAAUGGCUGCUUCAUCACCUUUUAACCCAAAAUCCCAAUACCAUGUCAGAUCCAAUAGUUUGCCAACCAGACCACACCCACUUAUUCAACUAUGCAAUACCCAUUUGUGCAGAUUGGGAGCUUCUGAUGGUACUUCUUCAACAUCAUCAUCAUCUUCCUCUAUUAGCCACAAGCUAAGUGGUCUUGAGGAUUUGCAUGAUUGUGUUGAUAAGUUGCUGCUUUUGCCCCUCACUCAGAAGGCCUUCGUCCAAGGGCGCAACGAGAAAUGGGUGGACGAACUUUUGGAUGGAUCUCUUAGGCUUUUGGAUGCGUGUAGUGCAGCCAAGGAUGCUGUUCUACACACCAAGGAAUGUGCUCGAGAAGUUCAAUCCAUUAUUCGUACGAGACGGGGAGGUGAAGGUGGUCUUGUAAGUGAGGUGAGGAAAUACUUAGCCUCAAGGAAGGUGAUGAAGAAGGCUGUCUCUAAGGCCUUGGGGAAUGUGAAGGGUGUUCGAACAAAAUGCUCAGUUUCGAGCAAAGACAACGAAACUGUGGCGUUGGUUGGUGUUUUGAGAGAGGUAGAAGCUGUUACUCUUGCAGUGUUCGAGUCCUUGUUGUCCUUCACUUCUGGAACAAAGGCAGGAUCUAAGCUGAGUGGAUGGUCUUUGGUUUCCAACCUAGUGAUGAACAGCAAGAAAGUUGGUUGCGACGAAGAAGAAACAGAUGCAAAUGAAUUUGCAAAGGUUGAUGCUGCAUUGCAAAGCCUGUUAUGUUAUGAUACAGAAAAAUCUGAGCAGUACAACCCGCAAGUUGAGAAUGUGAGAAGUGAGUUGCAGAAACUCGAGUUGUGUGUUCAAGAUCUCGAAGGAAGAUUAGAGUACAUCUUCAGGCGUUUGAUCAAAAUCAGAGUUUCCCUUCUCAACAUCCUCAACAACUAG
Ziziphus jujuba (common jujube) is the source of this 985-nucleotide messenger RNA. RefSeq lists its product as uncharacterized. The coding region runs from base 71 to 985 and encodes 304 amino acids. Gene Ontology annotation, biological process: shoot system development; root development. The record is from RefSeq and is a predicted model, not a curated record. The transcript has a single exon. Lineage: Eukaryota; Viridiplantae; Streptophyta; Magnoliopsida; Rosales; Rhamnaceae.